AUGUACUAUCGUAAUAUUUUCGCAAACUUGGCACGUUACUACUAUUUAGUAAUGAUGUAUUUACUACUUUUACAACCCGUGCCCCGUCUAGCAUGGCUCACGUCCAUCUGUCGGCUGGUCUGGAUUGUUUGGCUCACAAAACCCGGCUACGCUGUUAUAUAUGAACUACUCACGGAAAAUUUUGAAAAGCUCGGGCACAUAGUCGGCAGUGUCUUGUUUGUCUUUAAGAUACUAACGAACAUAGUGACCUACGUCGAAUCCAUGUGUAAGAUAAAACACUACCAGCAGCUGCGACGCCUGGAAAUCGAAAUGGAUGCAUUGCUACGAAACCAUAUCGACAAUACGGCGACAUCAGAGCGAAAAAUGUGGCUCAAAGUAUUCUACUGUACGUUCAUACAAUUCGUAUACGAUAUCCUUCAGCUUGUGCUUGCCUUCAGAUACUACAUGUCGCCGGUAUUUUACUACGCAGCGCCAAUGAUGUCAAUCGAACGAGCACGUUAUGCACAAAUCUCGCUUACAAUUGAGCGUCAAAAUGAGCGCGCACGCAGUUUAACUAGUUUGCUGCGGGUUCUGGUAAAAGCUAAUCGUCCAAAACAUAAAUACACAAGUGAUGUGUGGCAACCCUAUGCUUUGUGGGAAUAUGAAAACCUGAACUCUUUACGUCUGCUACAAGGACGGCUCUGCGAGCUGUAUCAAUGUGUUGGCGAUUGCUAUGGUUGGUCCAUCACUGUUUUGCUAUUUAAGACAUUCUUCACUGUAGUAGCCAACAUUUUUUGGUGCAUUGAAAUCUUAAGUCGUGAUUUUCGGGUCGGACAGUUCAUGUAUGAUGCGCUGACCAUAUUGAGGUUAAGUACUUUAGCGGUGAUAUUGUUGAUCACUGCUGACAAAGCGAGGCAACACAAUAUGCAAAUAAGCGGCCUCAUCUUCAAGUUGGCGAAACCGCUGGGCAAUAAAGCUUACAACGAUCUCCUCUCCGCUUUCUCACUACAAUGUCUACAUCAACCAUUUAUGAUAAAUGUAAAAGGCUUUUUCAGAUUGAAUUUACCCUUACUAGGUGAUGUAAGUAUUGAGAUUUAA
Molecule: messenger RNA, 1077 nt
Organism: Bactrocera oleae (olive fruit fly)
Lineage: Eukaryota; Metazoa; Arthropoda; Insecta; Diptera; Tephritidae
Product: gustatory receptor 23a-like
Biological process (GO): sensory perception of taste; chemosensory behavior; male courtship behavior
Cellular component (GO): axon; neuronal cell body; dendrite
Source: RefSeq, a predicted model, not a curated record